AUGAGUUUGGUUUCGCAGGAACAGCUAAUGCAGAAUCAACAGCAACUGCGACAAUUGGAUGAGCAAAGGCAGAAGCAAGUGGAGCAGACAAAAAGUUUUCAGUCCAAUGCCUCAUCUGCUCGAGAAAUGGUUCAAAGAUUAAGAACAAUUGACCACAAAAAGGAACGUAAUGACCCCUCGAAUCCUCUAUUUAUCCAAAUGCCUACCCGUGGCAAUCCGACUGAAGUUAUGGCCGCUAGGUUCAAUUCUUGGCGAAAUAUAAUUGGAUGUCUCAUUCACUAUUUAAAAGAAACGGUAUCAGUUCAUGAAGAAAUAAGUCGCCAGCAGAUUCGUCUACAUCACGCAAUAAGUUUUCCUUUCAUAACACAAGGGUUAGAUGGCGAGCUUUACCAGCCAAUGCGUGUUGCUAGUGCAAAUGGUUCAUCGUCUGUUGCAAAUGCGGCCACGAGCAUUUUUUCCGGUCUUCAUGGAAAUUCUGCUACCUCACCAGAGGUUGCUGAUUUGUCGAAGCAAAAGGAUGAAUUUGACUUAACAAAAAGAUUUUUUUUACCGUUGGGAAGUGGAUCUAUUCAAGAUUUGCCUACAAUAUUAUAUCAAUAUCAUGCAAAUGCAUCCUUAUUAGCACAAUCUGUGGUUAAGGAGUUAAAUGGAACGAUAAUUCCUCGUUUACAAGACCUUAGAAGAGAUUUGCUGGUAAAAAUCAAGGAAAUUAGAUCACUCCAGAGUGACUUCCGUAAUAAUGUUGACAGAUACCACCAAGAGACGAGAAAUGUGCUCAAGGGCUUUGUUCAGUCCAUUGAUGUUAGCAAGCGUGCUCCAGGUACUCUUCCACCAAGAAAUGACCCAUAUCUUUUAAAAUAUUCUCUUGAUGGUCAGAUAAAACGUCAAUUAACAGAGGAGAAUUACCUACACGAAGCUUUCAUUAACAUUCAGACCUCAGGAAAGGAACUAGAGAAGGUGGUUUAUAUUGAAAUUCAGACUGCAUUAACUGUCUAUGCCAAACUAAUGGGUCAGCAGGCCCAAAAUAUUUUUGACAGAUUGAUCUCCAAACUCGAUACAGGCAUCUUGGCCAAGAAUCCAGGUUUUGAAUGGGAUUCCUUUAUUGCAAAGGAUACGGCUAAUUUCAUUGAUCUUAACACGCCUAUGAACAUCUUAGUGAUAUGA
Brettanomyces bruxellensis is the source of this 1164-nucleotide messenger RNA. RefSeq lists its product as uncharacterized. The coding region runs from base 1 to 1164 and encodes 387 amino acids. The transcript has a single exon. The record is from RefSeq and is a predicted model, not a curated record. Lineage: Eukaryota; Fungi; Ascomycota; Pichiomycetes; Pichiales; Pichiaceae.